This is a messenger RNA of Oppia nitens, 1357 nucleotides long. RefSeq names its product alcohol dehydrogenase 1-like. The record is from RefSeq and is a predicted model, not a curated record. The transcript is spliced from 5 exons. Gene Ontology annotation, molecular function: S-(hydroxymethyl)glutathione dehydrogenase [NAD(P)+] activity; zinc ion binding. Bases 112 to 1263 code for a protein of 383 amino acids. NCBI's taxonomy places the organism in Eukaryota, Metazoa, Arthropoda, Arachnida, Sarcoptiformes, Oppiidae. Gene Ontology annotation, biological process: formaldehyde catabolic process. Gene Ontology annotation, cellular component: cytosol.
AACUUAAUAUUUUAGUUUUGCCAUUCAAACUAACAUUUUGUUUGUGAAAACCCAAACCAUACGGACUUAAGAAACUAUUGGCACAAUCACUGGGAGUACAGUACAGUAGAUAUGGCAUCAAAUACUGAGGGAAAAGUCAUCAAAUGUCGGGCACCGGUAUGUUGGGGACCGAAAAAAGGACAAACCAUUGUCGAGAUUGAAGUGGAUCCGCCUAAAGAUCAUGAGGUGAGAGUCAAGAUUGUGGCCAACGGUGUCUGUCGUAGUGAUGCCCAUCACUUGGACGGCGACUCGUGCGAUGUGGCCCUAAAAUAUCCGCUAAUCUUAGGACACGAAGCAUCGGGUAUUGUCGAAAGUGUCGGUCCGGGAGUUGAAUCGGUAGUACCGGGCGAUCACGUCAUACUAUUGUAUUGUCCGCAGUGUUUGCCGGGCAAAGAGUGCGAGCGUUGUUCAAGCGAUAAGACCAAUGCCUGUAAGUACGACAACUUCAAUACGACGUCUACUAUGAGAGACGGCACUACACGGUUCCGACACAAUGGCCAGACUAUCUACCAUUACUGCGGUAUUAGUACGUUCAGCGAGUAUACAGUGGCCCGAGAGGUGCAAGUGGCCAAAAUUGAUCCGAAAGCACCGCUAGAAUUGGUCUGUCUUAUUGGCUGUUGUCUGGGCCAAGGGUUCGGUGGUGCCCAGCAUAUGGCUGGUGUAACACCGGGCAGUUCGUGUGCCGUAUGGGGAUUGGGUGCUAUCGGUUUGGCCACAGCCAUGGCCUGCAAGGAUGCCGGAGCCAAACGUAUUAUCGGAAUCGACACCAAUCCCGAUAAGUUUGAGUUCGCAAAGAAGUUCGGUUGCAAUGAGUUUGUAAAUCCCAAAGAUCUUGAUAUACCAGUGCAACAGUACUUCCAGAAUGAGGGUGGUCUCGACUAUACGUUUGAGUGCGUCGGCGGCAACCAAAUGGUUACACUGAGAGCCGCCUUCGAGUCGUUGGCUCCGUGGGGCACCUGUAUCUUUUCAGGUGUAACCAAAGCGCACGUUGAACUAUCCAUUAAGCCCAACAUGUUUUUGGACGGCCGUACUAUUCGUGGUUCGACAUUUGGCGGUCUCAAGAGUCGUACCGGUGUCCAGAAAUUGGUCACAAAGUUCCAGAACGGCGACUACCAAUUGGAACCGUUUGUUACCGGCCGCUACACCAUCGAUGACAUACCCGAGUGUUUUGAUCUGUUAAGACAGGGAAAGGCGUGUCGAUCGAUAAUACUUUAUAAACAAUAAUUGUUUUAUUUUUUAUAAUAAAAUCUAAUCAUUUUGUUAUUUGUUUUUUUUGCUAUUAAAAAAAUUAAUUAAAUAAAACAAAAUUAAUUGAUAG